Messenger RNA from Solanum tuberosum (potato), 471 nucleotides. RefSeq lists its product as uncharacterized. Gene Ontology annotation, molecular function: nucleic acid binding. Bases 1 to 471 code for a protein of 156 amino acids. NCBI's taxonomy places the organism in Eukaryota, Viridiplantae, Streptophyta, Magnoliopsida, Solanales, Solanaceae. The transcript has a single exon. The record is from RefSeq and is a predicted model, not a curated record.
AUGACAGAUUGGGCACAAAAGCUAGAUGAUGUUCUAUGGGCAUAUCGGACAGCUUUCAAGACGCAUAUUGGUAUGUCUCCAUAUCAAUUGGUGUUUGGAAAGGCAUGCCAUUUGCUGGUUGAGCUUGAGCAUAGAGCACUCUGGGCUUUGAAGAAGCUAAACCUUAGUUGGAACGAUUCUGCAAACCUAAGGUUUGAUCAGAUAAAUGAGAUUGAUGAGUUUUGUUUGAGAGCUUAUGAGAGGUCUGCACUAGACAAGGAGAGGAUAGAGUUGUACCAUAACAAACAUAUUGAAAAGAGAACCUUCAGGCCUAAUGAAUUGGUCUUACUUUUCAACUCCAGACUUCGUCUGUUUACAAGAAAGUUGAGAUCUAAAUUAUCUGGACCUUUUAAGGUAACACAAGUGUUUCAGUCUGGUGUUGUUGAGCUGGAAAAUGAUAAGGGCGAGAGGUUCAAAGCUAAUGGCCAGUGA